Molecule: messenger RNA, 7505 nt
Organism: Polypterus senegalus (gray bichir)
Lineage: Eukaryota; Metazoa; Chordata; Cladistia; Polypteriformes; Polypteridae
Gene: tmtc3
Product: transmembrane O-mannosyltransferase targeting cadherins 3
Exons: 16
Coding region: 329-3073 (914 amino acids)
Biological process (GO): protein O-linked glycosylation via mannose
Cellular component (GO): endoplasmic reticulum
Molecular function (GO): protein binding; mannosyltransferase activity
Source: RefSeq, a predicted model, not a curated record
GUCACGCCGCAGUUACCUGUGGCUACAGAGUCACAAAAAUGUCCAUUGAAGGAUAAAUAGUACACAUGGGCAGGCGUUUUAUCAAAAUAACAUUGGAGGAGAUUCAAGUUACUAAGGAGCUAUAAAUUACAUUCUAAUGAAUGCACCAAUUAAACUCGCAUGUCUGUUGGAAUUCAACUGAGAGCUCACUGGAUGAAAGUCUUUAAAUUACAGAUGAGAAGUGGUAAACAUUGAAAUCACAGGCUUUUUCUAUCGCCUAUGGAUCCUUGCUCCAUAAAUCCCAAUUCUGCCUGCAAGAACAGAUAAGAUUUGGAUCCAUAAAGUCUACAUGAAGAUGGCUGAAGUUACCUGGAAGGAGCUGAUACUAGUUUUUGGAGUUGUGGUAGUUUGCUAUUGGAACUGCUUGUUCUGUGGAUUUGUAUUUGAUGAUGUUUCAGCUAUUUUGGAUAACAAAGACCUUAGACCCUCAACACCUUUCAAGAAUCUAUUUUUCAAUGACUUUUGGGGUACUCCGAUGUCUGAGGAAAGGAGUCACAAGUCUUACCGACCUUUAACUGUCCUGACAUUUCGUAUAAACUAUAUGUUCAGCGAACUCUCUGCCAUGUCCUAUCAUCUCUUAAACUUAUUUCUUCAUGCUGUGGUUUGUUUAAUAUUCCUUCGUGUCUGUAAGCUGUUUUUGGAUAAAAAGUCAAGUUUAGUAGCUGCGUUGCUUUUUGCUGUUCAUCCAGUACAUACAGAAGCAGUUACUGGUGUUGUUGGUAGAGCUGAACUUUUAUCAUCAAUAUUUUUAUUAGCUGCAUUACUAGCAUAUACCAAAUCUAAAGGAUCUGACAAUACUAUUGUAUGGGGUCCCAUUGCACUGACAGUGAUUUUAGUUGCAAUAGCAACUUUAUGUAAAGAGCAGGGGAUAACUGUCAUUGGAAUAUGCUGUGUCUAUGAAGUAUUUAUAGCUCAAGGGUUUAAUUUGCAAGUCCUCUGGGGAGCAGUGUUACAGUUCAUCAGAGGAAAAGAUGGCCUUCCAUACCCUGUACUACAGAUGCUUCUGAAGCUAAUUUUUCUCACAUUCAGCACUUUAUUAUUAGUAAUCAUUCGAGUUCAAGUUAUUCAGUCACAGUUGCCAGUCUUUACUAGGUUUGAUAAUCCUGCUGCUGUUAGCCAGACCCCUGCAAGACAGCUAACCUUCAACUACCUUCUUCCUGUAAAUGCAUGGCUGCUUUUAAGUCCUUCUGACCUCUGUUGUGACUGGACAAUGGGAACUAUUCCCCUAGUGGAGUCUUUCCUUGAUAUAAGAAAUGUAGCCACUGUUGCAUUUUACGGUGUUUUAGGAAUAAUGGUUUAUAACAGCCUUAAAUAUUUUGGCCAUUCAUCAAAAUCUGUUAUAAUGGCAUUGUCUUUAUUAGUGUUGCCGUUUAUUCCUGCAUCAAACUUGUUCUUUCCAGUUGGGUUUGUGGUGGCAGAGAGAGUCCUCUAUGUUCCCAGUAUGGGUUAUUGUAUAUUAGUAGCACAUGGUUGGAAAAAGCUUGCAUACACCUGUAACUUGAAAAAAAUAAUGUGGAUUGGUAUAGCAGCUUUGAUUGCUACGCAUGCUGUCAAAACCAUGCACAGAAAUUGGGACUGGGAAUCUGAAUAUACAUUGUUUAUGUCUGCAUUAAAGGUUAAUAAAAAUAAUGCCAAGCUUUGGAACAAUGUGGGUCAUGCAUUGGAAAGUCAGAACAAUUACAAAACGGCUCUGAAGUUCUUUCUUCAAGCUACAAGAGUACAACCAGAUGAUAUUGGUGCUCAUAUGAAUGUGGGAAGAACAUACAAAAAUUUAAAUCAUACCAAAGAAGCUGAAGAUGCAUAUAUGGUCGCAAAAUCACUCAUGCCCCAGGUUAUUCCUGGGAAAAAGUAUGCCACUCGUGUUGCACCAAACCAUCUUAAUGUGUAUAUUAACCUUGCAAAUUUAAUUCGUGCAAAUGAAUCUCGUUUGGAAGAAGCUGACCAAUUGUAUAGGCAAGCUAUAAGCAUGAGACCAGACUUCAAGCAAGCAUACAUCAGUAGAGGGGAGUUGCUUUUGAAAAUGAAUAAGCCUAAUGAAGCUAGAGAUGCAUAUCUGAGAGCUUUAGAACUGGACAGCGCCAAUGCAGACCUAUGGUACAACUUGGCCAUUGUCAAUAUUGAAAUGAAGGAACCUUCAGAAGCUCUAAACAAUUUUAAUCAGGCAUUAGAGCUUAAUCCUAAACAUAAAUUGGCACUAUUCAACUCUGCUCUUUUAAUGCAGGAAUCUGGUGAUGAAAGACUGAGGCCUGAGGCUAAACGCAGAUUUUUACUCUAUGUUGAACAAGACCCAAAUGACGCCAAUGGUUACUUUAACCUUGGAAUGCUUGCCAUGGAUGAUAAUAACAAUGAUGAUGCAGAGAAAUGGAUGAAAAAAGCCAUACAAAUGCAACACGGAUUUAGGAGUGCACUCUUUAAUCUAGCCCUUCUCUAUUCCCAGAUGGGGAGAGAACUGGAUGCUUUACCUGUCCUUAAUGAGCUGCUGCAGUAUUAUCCUGAACAUGUUAAAGGACUCAUUCUAAAAGGUGACAUCCUAAUGAAUCAGAAAAAGGACACUAAGGGAGCAAAAGAAUGUUUUCAGAGGAUCCUUAAAAUAGACCCCAACAAUGUACAAGGAAAGCAUAAUUUAUGUGUAGUAUAUUUUGAAGAGCAGGAUCUUCUUGAAGCUGAGAAAUGCCUAGUGGAAACCUUAGCUUUAGCACCGCAUGAGGAGUACAUCCAUCGCCAUCUGAAUAUAGUUCGAGGGAAAAUUGCAGCAGGGCAGCAAGUAUCUCCAGCAGGUGGUGCUCAGAGUCCAUCGCUAGAAAAAAAAAAAACUCUGCAAGAAAAACCAAAAAAUGAUAAGAAUGCACAGAAGCCUUCCCCUGCCAGAAAGACAAGUGAGAACAAGGAGCAGUCAAAUCAAGCUUUGGAAAACAGCCAGGCUGACAAACGGACUAAAGCCAAAUCUGCAGAGGAGAUAAAAGAAAUUGAACAGAAAAGAGCUGCUGCUUUAAAAAGAUUAGAGGAGAUUGAACGAAUUUUAAGCGGUGAUUAAUUUUGUUUAUUUAGGUAUUUUAUUGGACACUGUUUUGCAGAUAGAGUUAAGUACAUUUUGUAUUUAUGAGGAAGGUCAUGUCAUUCACAAGUUUUUUUUUUUUUUUUUUUUCUCUUCUUCUUUUUUUUGGUCUCUGCAUGCUGCAUAAUACUCCUUAAUCAAAUCAAGAAAAUACUCCUACUGUUUAACUUUUCAUGCAAACAAAAGAAAGUAAUGUGUUCCCUUCAACUAUUUUUUAAGAACAGCAAAUCUUGUUAGUUUUUUUGUUUUCUUUUUAAAAGACAUUGGCUUGAUUAUGGGAAUGUGAAGCAACUGCAGAAAUACAAAUUGAUCCACAUUCAUCAUGUGUUCUGUUUUUGUGGCUUUAGUCAAACAAUGUUUCCAGUGCCAUUCAAAUUAUCCUAUGUGCUAUCACGAUGUUUCAAAAUAUUUGCAACAAAAAUUAAAUAUAUGAAAACAGAUAAUCAUUUUUUAAAUUUCUCUUUAAGUUGAUAUUUUUUAUAUUGUUAACUCAGAAUCAACUUUUGGAACACAUGCACAGAUGUUCACUCUGAGAUGGAGCAGAUCGAAACCACCCCCUUCUCUAGAAGAAGCAAAUAGACUUUUUAUUCUUAAUACAUUGCAGGUAGAUGAGUUACUGAAGUUUAUUGGCUAAACAUUUGACUAACUACUUUUGCAUCCAUGAAAGUGAAAUCGUGUUAUUGAAAAAGGUAUUUAGUUUUAUAUAUUUUAUUCUUAGCAAGAAGUUGGAGUCUCUAAUACUUUAUGAUGCAUAUUGUCUUAUACUAAUUCAUUUUAGUUUGAAAUCAUUACUGAUUAACACUUCAUACAGUUUUCAGUCCAAGCCAUAAUCCAAACACAUUAUCAUAAGUUAUAUAUUCUUUACAAACUAUGGUUUAUUUGAGUUAUAAAAAGAACAGAAUCCAUUUACUUUCUUUUUCUCUGUUCAUUCUGACAGGAACUGGUAAAUAUAUCAAAUAUUGCUUUUAGUUAAGCAUAUUUAGUAUUCCCUUCACCCCUUUUGCAUUUUGAAAACAAUGGCUUUUUGUUAUCCAUAAUCAAUGAAAUGUGCUAAAAAAUUAAAUGUUUUUGUAUUGCAAUUUUGAAAACAAGAAAGUUAGGUGACUUUUGUUAAUUUAUUAAAUUCAGUGACUCUUUAUUAUAUGAUUGAAGCAUAUACUGUAUGGUUAGGGAACCCAUAUAUGUGAUUUAAAGGUUACUCCAGAUUCUUCUCCACUGGCAGAAAUAUCAAAAAUCUUGAUCCUUUCAUUUUUCACUGCAUGUAGACCUUUUCUUAUUUCAAUUAUUUCCUAGUUUUAAAUUAGGAGAACAUUACCUUAAUUGAAGCAGUAUUCGAAAAAAUAAUCUGAAUAUGGUAAAUAUAUGGUUUAUACCGCAAUUUUCUGGGAUUUUGCAUGUUUUAUUUCAACAUUUAAUAAUCCAUUAUUUAUAAAGUAUAUGACUUUUUUUAAAUGUAUAGAAAAAAAGGGAGUAUAAAUGUGUAGAAAGCAACUUGGCUUAUGAAUAAACCUGCUGUGCUUCAGAUCAGUCAGGCCACAACUAUUCAUUUUGACAAUUUAUCCUGUGCUCAAAAAAGAAAGGAUACCUUAAAAAUAUUACAGCCGAACGUGAUUUUUUUUAAUGAACUGGACAAAAUGUGUUGCCUUUAUAAAUCAGCAAUCCACAGCACUUCAAAUAGAAAUGCUUUUUAUGAUUGAUAAUGUAGAAUAAUUUUUAUUAAUAUGGCAUAUCCAUGUACUUCAUUUUGGCAAACAUUAAGGUUAAGAGUUGGUGGGUUUGUUGAAUUCUUGUGCUUUCUGAAUGAAAUCAACUCUUCCGCUCUUUUGUGUAAAAUUUGGGUUUAUAGCAUCACUAAAUUAGCUGAAUGUGAGUAUUUUCUACUGUGGUCUGGUUACCCAUCCAAGCUUUGUUCCUGCCAUGGGCUUCUAAUGAUGUGGAAAUGAGUAAAAGAAUGGAACAAAGUUCACAGCAGCUGAUAUUAGGAUUAAUAUUGCUUCAUUCUUAAUUUUGUAAGACACUUCUGUGAAGUUUAAGGCACAUAGACAAUGUGUGGUGUAUUUGGUUGAUCAAUCAGGUACCACUCUCUUUUUUGCUUUGGUUGUUGGUGGGUAGUGCCAAUAUUAUUUUUACCAAGAAAGGAUCUUUUAUAUUGGAGCUUUGACUGAGAAUGCUAUCAAUUUGGCACUUUACAGAGCCAACCAGAUCACAGUCCUUAAAUAACAAGGGGUGCAAUACAUAGUUGUAAUAUAUAGCUAACACACAGGGAAGGAAGUGAAAAUGGUUUGGUGUUUAGUCACAAUAAAGAAAUCAAUUGAGGAUAAGACUAGUUAAACAGUAUAGCAGAGUUAGAAAUAAAAGGACGUUAUAACACACAGAUAGAUAACAUAUUCAAGAAGAAUUGUAUAAAUCUCAAUAGCAACAUAACCUCCUGUUAAUGAGAAUUUACACAUUGAGAUGAGUUUCUGUCUGAGAGAGAGGUUUGGAGGGAGUUCAGAGAAACAGAUUCCCAGAGGCUAAAGACCUACUGUUACUGUGUGUGUAUUUGUGGCUGGUUAUCUGAUGUGAUCAAACAAGUUAUGUAGACAUUUAAACUGAAGGGUUUUAAAUAGUUAAUAUUUCCAUAAACACUGCUUGCUCAAUUUCAACCUUCUAAGUAAUGUAUUUAAGGUUAUAAAUUACAAUAUAUGUGUUUUAGCAUUCUGUUAUAUUUCUACUUUUACAUUUCAUUAUAAAAUUAAGAGCUUCCUAAAUGUUUUAAGCACUGAUGCUGUUUUUUGGGAAAUAAUCUGCAACUUAUUUCACUGUGAAGAUUUCACUCUUAAUGCCAAUGCUUUCUAAAGCAAACCCAUUCUGUUACUUUAUAAGAUAUUUAUUUUUGUUCCCUAACCCUUUAAACUUUCCAUGGAAAAAUAAGACUAAUAGUUCAGAGGUGUGUAUUGCAUACCUGGUCCAGUGAUUAAUUUCUUUAGUCCCUAACUUCAAAAUAGGUUGUAAAAAAAGACCUUUAUGAAUAGUUGAUGUUGAAGUUUAGUGGCUGAGCUACUAGAGAUGAGUGAACUUAAGUAUGUUCCAAACUAACAUAAAUGGUGCAACAGAAUUUGUUCAAAGUAAUGUGUUAUUUGCUGUUUUGUGAAGGUUGUUGGUCCGUGCUGUUAUUGUUUCUUUUAAAAUUUGUAUCUACUCAUUUUAUAUGUAAAGUACGUUAUACAGUCAGCCUUUAAACUUGAUUGAAUGGGAGUUAUUACCUUACUGCUAUACCGUAAAAAUAUCCAUUUCAAUGAAUGUGAAAAUGCAAAGAAGUCAGUGUGUACAUAAAUGAUGAGUGGUGUGGAAUAUGAACAUUAAAUAUUUGUUUUAUAAUUUUUUAGCAGGACAACCAAACAUUUUUACACUUUAAGAAUAUUUUAGAUGCAAUUAAAGGAAUGAUGUAGCAUCUUGGUGACUUUCAACCUGACCUUCUACCCAAAGGUAUUUAAUGUGAAGUUGUAAUUGGGCAAUUAAAUUGACCAUAACAUGCUUGAUUUUUGGAGCACAAAAACGUUAUUUGUACUCGCUGUAUGGAAUUUUCAGAAGAGUAAUAUGGCAAUAUACAUGAGAAUAAAUGGAAUCAUGUUGAGACAGUUUGGGUAGGUGGAAUUAAGGAGUCAGUUUAUUUUCCAUUACUUAAUUUGAUCACCGAUUUAAUAUUAUAAUCUUAGGUAAACUUCUGUUUAGAAUUAUGCUCAAAAUUUUACCACUAUUUUAUGCAGGCAAAAACUGAACUUGUUUAUAACUUAUUUUCAUGACCGUAACUUAAUAAAUCGAAAAAUCUUUUGCCAGAUCCCCUAUUUCUUCAUAAAAAAGAAUGUUAUAACCUUGAUACUUAAGUUUGGCAAUUGAAAUAUAGUCUGCAAAGAGUACAGCUAACACAAAUGUGUUAUCAAAAUGGUCAGGGCAGGGGGCAAAAUUAAUUUGAAUUAUGUUGGUGUUGAAUCAACAAUCAUGUGGUAAGACAGCAACUGCUUGUUUGCAGGUGAAUUCUGUAUUCAUGUUUUUGUGUUUGUUUACAAAUUAUGCAUUUGAUUUGAAAAAUCUGUUCUUGACAAUCUAAUUUUACGGUUUUGUUAAAAAAAAAAAAAAAUAAUGUAUGUUUUAAAGAGUUGAUGGUUGUACCCUAUGCUUGUCACAAAACAUUUUUUAGUUUCUUGAAUUUUUUUUAACUUUGCAAUUUACCUGAUUUUUGAGGUGUUCUGUUGUCUUUAUAAUAACAUUACAGUAUUUAUUCUUAUUAAUUAAACCACUCUUUGUUUGAUGGAGAAAUUCAGGCAUGACCUCUUCACUUUAAUGUACAUUGUGAAAGAAUAAUAAGUUCUUCCUGCCACUUACCAUUUUAAUUUUUGAAUAAAAUACAACUUUUUGCCAGUAUAAGAAA